This is a messenger RNA of Plutella xylostella (diamondback moth), 1995 nucleotides long. NCBI's taxonomy places the organism in Eukaryota, Metazoa, Arthropoda, Insecta, Lepidoptera, Plutellidae. The record is from RefSeq and is a predicted model, not a curated record.
GCCCGACUCGAUGCUGCUCUGGCUGCUGCAGAAGCUCCGAGGGAGCCAGCCCCGUUUACGCGUGUGCGUGCGCCAACAUGCGAGCGUGCAGUGCUCCGCGUUCUACAUCACCGCUGACGACGACGUGCUCCUACAAACGGCGGAAGAAAUACAUCUGACGAAACAACUGAAGCCAGAAUUCGGAGGGGGUUACAAAGAAUUCACUGUUCGGGACAUGCACUGUUUCCAAAAGGGCUCAUCAGCGUCAGAGCUGCUCAACUCGGGCGAGCGCGCGGCCCUCGUGAAGCGGGUGCUGGAGUCUGCGCGCGCGCAGCCCGGCGAGGAGGACGCGCUGCGGCCCGCGCUCGAGCUGAGGUUGAGGCAGGCUAUAUUGCCAGCAUGCGUGAGCAAGGGUGUGGUCUCCAACAUGUUCCCGCUACACGACAGGAAGGCGCUAGAGGUGCUCAGGAAGAAGUGGGUCAAACAGUUCUUUGCUCCACAGCCUUUGGACGAGAUAUGCGACUACUUUGGCGUGAAAAUAGCCAUGUACUUCGCGUGGCUCGGCCACUACACGCGCUCGCUCAUCGCGCCCGCCGUAGUGGGGUUCCUGUUCUGGAUAUGGCUUGGCGUCGCCAAUGAAAACUGGCGGGAUAUCGCUUACGUUCUAUUCUCUAUAUUCAACGUGCUAUGGGCGUGCGUUUAUUUGGAGACUUGGAAAAGACGUUCCAAUGUGCUCGCCUAUAAAUGGGGGACGCUGGAUCAAAGAGACGAAUUGUUGGUAGAACCAAGACCACAGUUUCAGGGCGAGAUGACAAUAAGCCCUGUCACCGGCAAGCCAGAACCGACGUGGCCGGCGUGGCGGCGCCGCCUGUGGCGCCACGCCGUCUCGCUGCCCGUCAUGUGCGUGUGCGUGUGUGCGUGCGCGCACGUCACGCUCGCUGCUCUUACUGUACAGGAAUGGUGGGAAAAUCACAUAGUAUAUUUCUCGUGGCUACCUCGAGCGAUACUAGCCAUCAUCAUAGCAGUGGAAGAGGAGGUUUACGGCAGGAUAGCGCGAUGGUUGAAUGACAAAGAAAACUACCGUCUCGAGACGAAGUAUGAAAAUCAUCUGAUAGUGAAAAUAGCAUUGUUUCAAUUCGUAAACUCGUUCAUGAGUUUAUUCUACCUCGCAUUUUACGUACAAGACAUGGAAAAGCUUAAAGAGCAACUAGCCGUCUUGCUCAUAACGAGGCAGAUAAUCGGCAAUCUCAAGGAGUCUGCUCUGCCAUAUUUGAUUGAGAACCUGAGACUUGCAAAAAUCUGUGUCGAUGUGUUCGGCGCUCUCAGUCCUAGCAAAAUGCCAACAUCAGCACAACUGACAGAACUGUUCGAGAAGAAAACUGACUCUUCGGGUGACGUGCCAGAGAACUCAAUCUUCAACACUAGCGACAAGGACGAGCGAAGAGACUCUGAGCCGGUCGUCGGACAGAAGGUCAUACACCAGGCUGAACUGGAGUCGCAGCUGUUUAAGUACGAAGGCACAUUCGCCGAGUACCUCGAGAUGCUCACCCAACUCGGCCACGUGGUGCUAUUCUCGUCCGCGUUCCCGCUGGCCGGCGCCUGCGCGUUGUUGAACAACGCGGCGGAGAUACGGGCCGACGCGUUCAAACUGUGCCACGUGGCGCAGAGGCCCUUCCCCGCGCCCGUCAGCUCCGUCGGCUCUUGGCAGCACGUAAUGGAAGCGCUCAUAGCGGUGGCGGUGCUAGUGAACUGCGCUCUGAUUGGUCUGUCCGGCACCGUCAACAGAUUGCUGGGCGACGCCAUGCCGCAAGCGCAUAUACUUGUGUACGUCGGGUUGGAGGUGAGAAUCUGUAGUGGAAUAUUGUCCAAUGGAAGCGCUCAUAGCGGUGGCGGUGCUAGUGAACUGCGCUCUGAUUGGUCUGUCCGGCACCGUCAACAGAUUGCUGGGCGACGCCAUGCCGCAAGCGCAUAUACUUGUGUACGUCGGGUUGGAGGUGAGAAUCUGUAGUGGAAUAU